AUGAAUCGGUUACAAGCAACUACUGUGCUGCUAGUGGCAUCGGUGGCGGCAGUGGCGGCCGACGUGGACACUACCGCUGCAGGACUUGGUCAGACGUCGCCGCCGCCUUCGGAUUGGUUCCGUGGCUGUGGUGCGACCGACUGGUCGGAGUGCGUGGCCAGGACGUUUAGGCUGUUGGAACAAUCGGACCGAUUGCAGAUAGCCGACGGCGUACGUCUGGUCAAGACGACCACAACGACCGAUAGAUCUACCAAGUAA
This is a messenger RNA of Macrosiphum euphorbiae (potato aphid), 258 nucleotides long. Lineage: Eukaryota; Metazoa; Arthropoda; Insecta; Hemiptera; Aphididae. The record is from the annotation of a GenBank genome assembly.